AUGCUGGCAACACGUUCUGCAUCUUCUCUACUCACAAAAUCUACCCGGUACUCGGUACGCUGGUCCGUCUCGCUCCGCUGGUCAAGCUCUCUCCAACAAUCAACCUCUUCAAACUCUCAACAACAACAAACAAUACCACCAUCUCUAACACCAUUAUCAUCAUUAUCAUCAUCAUCAUCACAAUCACAAUCACAAUCUCAAUCUCAAUCUCAAUCUCAAUCUCAACCCUUACACACAUCCCGGUACUUAAAUUCUCCAUCUCCAGAAGACCUUGCACUACGCCAACAAGUUGUUAAUGAUUCCUCUAAAGGUUCCCUUAAACUCUCCCAUGUCAUUGGUGACCUCUCAACCCCACUUUACGAAAAUACUACUGGAAGAUUUCUUCAUGAAUUGGCUGUAGAACAUGGUCCUCGUACUGCCAUUGUCUCAGUCCACCAAAAUAAACGACUCUCAUAUGCUGACCUUCAUAAUGUCUCAUCAAUCUUAGGUAUUAACAUUGCCCGUAAACUUAACAUUAAAAGAGGUGACAGAGUUGCCGUCUGCGCUGGUAACCUUUGGGAAUAUCCAGCAAUGCAAAUGGCCCUAGCUAAAAUAGGUGCGGUCCUUGUCCCUUUAAACCCAGCUUUUACAGAUACUCAGUUCCAUGCUGCACUUAACUCUUCAGGUUCAAAAGCUCUCUUUAUCCAAUCCCAUUUGUCUCGAGGUGUUCGCAAAACUGCAAAAGAUGUCACUGGACUUAUCCGUGCUGCAACUGAUGGAACUAUCCUUCCAACAGUAGAACGUGUGGUUCUCUUGGAAUCCGUGGUUGAAAAACCAAAAGGUGUUAACGAACCUGCUCAACCUGAUGGUAAUAAAAUCCUAGCCUUUAAAGAUUUCCUCGAAUGGAAUGAACCUACUUCCCCCCAUGAAGCUCCAGAAAUUAAACAUAUCCUUGACCCUUCUAUCGAUGCCCAAUAUGCCUCUGAAACAAAUAAUAUGCAAUUCACUUCAGGAACAACUGCUAUGCCCAAAAUCUCUUGUUUAACCCAUCGCAACCUUGUCAACAAUGGUAGACUCAUUGGUCAACGCUUAAACCUAAGUGCAACUAAUGCUAAACACCCUUCUGGCCAAGACUUUUUGUGUGCCCCAGUCCCAAUGUUCCACUGCUUUGGCUUAAUCUUAACUAAUAUGGCGGCCUUUUCCCAAGGCGCUGCAAUCGUCUAUGCCGCUGAAGCCUUUGAUGCCCGCCGCACCAUGCACGCCGUGCGCCAGGAACAAUGCACGGGACUCCAAGGUGUCCCCACUAUGUUUGCCGCUGAAAUGGAGCUUCAUGAUGAACUCCAAAAGGGAGGCCACGAACUCCUUGCAAAGGGUAUUUGCGCCGGAUCCUCAGUCCCUAUCGAACUCAUGCGACGUGUCAUUGACACCCUCAACUUAUCUCAGCUUACUAUUUGCUACGGUAUGACUGAAACAUCCCCAGUUUCCUUUAUGACAACUCCCUUUGAUACCUUGGAACGCCGCUGUGAGUCGGUGGGUUCCAUAAUGCCCCAUACGGAAGCUCGUAUUAUUUCGGCACAAAUGGGUUCUGACGGAACUGUCGAUUUGACUCCAUUACCCAUUGGAGAAAAGGGUGAAAUUGUCAUUGCUGGGUAUCUUUUACAACAGGGCUACCAUCAUGCCCCAGAACAAACCCGUGAGGCAAUGGUACGUGACCCCAUCACUAAUAAACUAUGGAUGCGUACAGGUGAUGAGGGCCAAAUGGACGAGUUUGGGUACUUGAAGGUUACUGGCCGUAUCAAGGAUUUAAUUAUUCGUGGCGGUGAAAACUUGCAUCCUUUGGAAAUUGAAAAUGUUCUUUUCGCCCACCCUUCUGUAUCUCAAGCCUCUGUUGUUGGUGUCCCCGAUGAAAAGUACGGUGAGGCCGUGGCCGCAUUUGUAGUUUUACACGAGGAAUACCAUGCCGGUGGGCCAAAGGAAUCAUCUGCACCUAAACCUGAUGAGCUUAGAGAAUUUGUCAAGGAAAAAUUGGGUCAUUAUAUGGUCCCCAAGUAUAUCUUCUACGUGCCAGAUUUCCCUAAAACAGCAAGCGGCAAGAUCCGUAAGGUCGACCUUAAAGGUACCGCAUUGACACUUGUAGAACAGGGUUUAGGGAUUUAA
Molecule: messenger RNA, 2136 nt
Organism: Magnusiomyces paraingens
Lineage: Eukaryota; Fungi; Ascomycota; Dipodascomycetes; Dipodascales; Dipodascaceae
Exons: 1
Coding region: 1-2136 (711 amino acids)
Biological process (GO): fatty acid metabolic process
Molecular function (GO): medium-chain fatty acid-CoA ligase activity
Source: RefSeq, a predicted model, not a curated record